Molecule: messenger RNA, 1949 nt
Organism: Cercospora beticola
Lineage: Eukaryota; Fungi; Ascomycota; Dothideomycetes; Mycosphaerellales; Mycosphaerellaceae
Product: legume-like lectin family protein
Biological process (GO): endoplasmic reticulum to Golgi vesicle-mediated transport
Cellular component (GO): Golgi membrane; COPII-coated ER to Golgi transport vesicle; endoplasmic reticulum-Golgi intermediate compartment
Molecular function (GO): D-mannose binding
Source: RefSeq, a predicted model, not a curated record
UCGACUAUGGCCAGCUGGUAUCCCAGAGCUUAGCCCAAUGCUCCUGAACACGAACACACAUUCACCCACGACAUUCCGUCUGCAACGCCUUUUUCUUUUCGUUUCGAGCUGAGGCUCAUCGUUCUCCUUCCAUUCUGAACAUCCGGCGCAUGACCCGCUAGCCAAAUCAACAGCACUGCCCACGAUGGCGAUUCUCUCCAUGGCGAAAGUGGCCUCCGUACUGCUGGCAGCAUGGACUGGCUUCACCCAGGCGCAAAAUGCAGGCGAGCCAUCAGACAUCAAGUCCAUACCUCUGCGGACACAUACCUUGCAGUCGCCCUUCCUCGACUCCGACAUGCAAUCCCGCUGGUGGGACUACGGCGGCAGCACCGUAAUCCGCACCGACCAAUACAUCCGCCUCACAGCCAACCAACCCUCGCAAGCAGGCUGGCUCUACAGCCGCGUACCCCUCACAGCCACGAACUGGGAAAUCGAGCUCGAAUUCAAAAUCCACGGCACAGGAAGCCUCUUCGGCGACGGAAUGGCAUUAUGGGUGACGAAAGAACGCGCAGAAAUGGGCACAGUAUUCGGCAUGAAAGACCGCUUCGAAGGUCUUGCGAUUUUCUUCGACACGUAUAAGAAUAAUCGCCCGGGAGUGGUGUUUCCUUAUGUGAUGGCUAUGGUCGGGGAUGGACAGACGGCGUACGAUCAGCAGAAUGAUGGGAAAGCGAAUGAGUUGGCGGGAUGCUCGGCGAGAGGAUUGAGGAAUCCGGAUUUUCCUACAAAGGCGAAGAUCCGGUAUUUUCAGGAUAAGAGCUUGAGUGUGGAGCUCAUGUAUAAGAAGGAGGAUGAGUGGACGAAGUGCUUUGAGGUCGAGGGUGUCAAGUUGCCGACUGUGACUUAUCUGGGCUUCAGCUCGGAGACGGGAGAGCUGGCGGAUAAUCAUGAUAUUAUCAAGGUGGAGACUAAGAACUUGUACUCGCCCACAGGACAGACGGGUGCAGGGAGCAACAAAGAUUCUGGUCGUGGGAAGAAGAACAAGGGAUCGAUUUCCCGUCCGCAAGGCGAAAGUGGAGGUUGGGGUUGGUUCUUCGUCAAGUUCAUUCUGUUUGGCAUUGUCGUGGCAGGUGGCUACAUUGGCUUCACGAUCUACCGAACAAAGCAGAGGGAUAGAUUCUGAGGUUGGCAAUGGAGCAAGAUUUUGUUUAGAUGAGAUGCAUUCAGCAAGCGUAUGUAGUAUGAUGCAAAAAAGCACAAUGUCUAUGAAAAAUGAAUUCAAGCGACAGUAAAAGCACCCUUGGUAGGUAUGAAUUGUCCUCAGAUCAGCUCUCUAAAAGAUACCAUCAAUGACAACCAGGUCCAUGACAGACCGGUUGCCCUCAUAUUUGGCUUAUUUUCGUUGUUGCACAACGAUCAUCAGCGGACAAAACAACCGUACCACGACCUCCGCCCACAACCACCUCCCACCUCUCCUCCAAUCUGUGCGUCCUCACUGAGCAUGCAGCUGAACUUUCGAGUCGAACGGAGCAAGUGCCCUACGAUUGAAAACUAUCUUUUUGUGCGUGAUCUCAGCGCAAGACGACCUUCCUUCCUGAUCCAGUGAAGGAGACAGGAAAAGAAGGCGUCUUUACUCGAUCGAAAAUUUGUCGGUCAUCGGUACACCAUAAGUGCUAACACGUUGGCAAGAUCGUUCAGUGCUUCUCAGCUCGGCAGAGAUGUGGUGGCUUGAAGUUGAAGGGGUUGUGUGGCGUAGGCUGAAGUUGAAGUUUUUGGUGAAAAGGCGGCUACCCUAGGAUUUCUGUUCUGACUCAGCCAUCGACACGACCGCUGUAGUGAGAGACGAAGCGAGAGGGGAGAGGAAAGAUCUGUGAUCAGUCCUUUUUUGCCUCUGCGCUCUGUAUCUGCGGCUACGUGCAGGAGCGUUGUCUUGUGUUAGCUCGGUGAUUGGUUUUCCUUCAUCGGGACGUUGC